GAUAUUUUUGAAGCGCUCAAAAACGUUGCUACUCAGUUUAAUGGAUAGCGUUAUUCGGCCUUCGUGUAACUGAUCUCUUCUUUGGUAAUUUAUUGGUAAAGUCUCUGCAAAACCAUAAAUCUGGUGAGAACCACAUAUGGACAAUGAACAUGAUUAUUGUCUACUUUUCAGCUGUAUCCAGUUACAAGUGCGAAAGUGAAUUAGAAUGAUCUCGUGAUGAGCCCAUCCCUUCCUUACAUUUUAAUGAUGUGUACAUUACAAUACGAUUAAAGACAAAAUUGAAGAAAUAUUUCAAUAUAAAACUGUGACUGUACGUUGUGGAACGAAAUAAUAAGUGUGGAAAUGAAGAAAUAGUCGUUUUGGUCAUAUUUGAAUAAAAAAUGGCUUCACCACCUAACAAAUUAAGGAGUGAGGAAAAUGGAUCUCGUUUGAGUAAACUUUUAAUCAAUAAAGGAACCCAAGCCUUAAAAAUAAGAUUGCAAGUCAUUAUAGGCCUUCAAUCAUCAAACUUAAAAGAUAAACUUAAUGAUGCUUUUAACAGAAAGAAAUUGGAAUCAUUAAAAAAGAAAAAAGUCAUCAACAAAGAGCAAUGGGACCUUCUUUACCCUUCAAAUAAAACACCCGAAAUUGGAAACUUUGAUAUUUCAUUAUUGACUGUCUUAUUGCGUAACAUAUGUGGUCUAACAGCGCCACAUGGUGGAUGGAAUAAUCUUCCUUCCUCUUCAGAAACCUCAAUCUCAGCAAACAUUGCUACAAUAAAGUUUUAUCGAAACAAAGUGUAUGGUCACAUAACUACAACUAGUGUAAAUGACAGUGAGUUUGAGUACUUGUGGCAAGAAAUUUCAAAAGCUUUGGUUGGUUUGGGUAUUCAACAAAUUGAAAUAGAUGAAUUAAAGAAAGCUCCCCUCAGUACCGAUGAGGAAAAUUACACUGAAAUGUUAAAAGAAUGGUAUAAAAAAGAAGAGCAAUUUAUCGAUGUCACUGAAAAAAUCAAAGAAAAUGUGAAAGUAAUAGAAAGAAAUGUUGUAGAGAUGAAACAAGAGAUAGCAACCAAAGUUACGGACUUAAAUGAGGAUGUAAAGAAAACAAAAGCUGGUUUAGCAGGAGUAAAAAAAAUGUUACAGGACAAAACAUAUUUAGUUGUCGAAAAGCUUGGAAAGUGUAAUUUUAAAGGUCUUAUAAAAGAUCUUAACAAGAAAUACCUUGAAGGCACUAGACAAUGGUUAUUUGAAAAACUCGACACUUGGUUUAACGAUAGAAGUGAAGAUGCUUCUAAUGUCAUGAUUUUGAUUGCCGGUCCUGGCGUUGGUAAAAGUGUGUUUGCUGCUGAGUUGUGUCGACGAUAUUCUGAAAAAAAGAAACUUGCUGCUUGUCAUUUCUGCAGAUAUAAUAGAUCAGAUUAUAGAAAUCCUCAAAUAUUGAUAGAAUCAUUGGCUAGUAACAUGUGUGAUACAAUAUCAAAAUUUAAAAGUAAACUGAAUGAAGAAUUACAGAGAAACCAUUCCAAAGAAUCGAUCACCGAUGAAUUCAUUGUUUUAUUAAAUAAUCCAUUGUAUUCAUUGAAAGAUCAUGAACCAAUGCUUUUGGUUAUUGAUGCCUUAGAUGAAAGCCAAGUUGAUGGCAAAAGUGAACUGUUGGAAUUGAUUGCAGAAGAGUUUGACCGACUACCUAAAUGGAUUAAAAUCUUCAUCACCAGUCGUCCAGAACUUCCUGUUCAAAAGGAGUUGAAAGAUAUGAAUCCUGUGGAAAUUACAACUCAUCCUCGUGAUGAAAACAACGAAGAAGACCUGUACAAUUAUUUGAGACAUCAGUUGAGUCAUCCGGCCAAAAAAAAUAGUGAUGGUGCUUCCCUGUCAAUAGUUAAGAAAUUGAAGGGCCUAUUUUUGAGACAGUCGAAUGAUUGGGUGCCGGAAGAUCCCUUUGUUCUAUGAUCAUUAGUUGAAAAUGUGAGGGAUCAUUUCUUUAUGCUUAUUACGCGCAACUGAGCUUGAAAGAAGAAAAUAUUGAGCUUACUUACCAAAACAUUCAACAAUUGGUCCCUAGUGGGUUAAGCGGUGUUUACACAAAGCAAUUCAAAAGAGUAAAAGAAUUGUUAACGAA
Xenia sp. Carnegie-2017 is the source of this 2100-nucleotide messenger RNA. RefSeq lists its product as uncharacterized. The transcript is spliced from 2 exons. The record is from RefSeq and is a predicted model, not a curated record. Bases 381 to 1931 code for a protein of 516 amino acids. NCBI's taxonomy places the organism in Eukaryota, Metazoa, Cnidaria, Anthozoa, Malacalcyonacea, Xeniidae.